Messenger RNA from Symbiodinium necroappetens, 642 nucleotides. NCBI's taxonomy places the organism in Eukaryota, Dinophyceae, Suessiales, Symbiodiniaceae. The record is from the annotation of a GenBank genome assembly.
AUGAAGUGGACCAAGAAGGAUGUAGGCACUGGCAAGGCGAAUUUCCCGGUGCAGUAUGACCUCAGUGGCAGAGUGGAGGUCAUCGUAAAGGGCUCCAAGACGCAGGUCAUUGGAGACUGUGCCUUCUUCCUGUUGCGAACUUCUUGGACGAAAUUUCUCUGUUGUCUCGUGGGGGCGUACUUGAUCUUGAUUCUGUUCUUUGCGCUGAUUUACUUGGCCGAGGCGGAUGGCAUGGUGUGUCUAAUCAAGGAUGAGCCGUGUGACUUCUGGGACGCGUUGAACCUCUCCGUCCACAGCAUGUCCACCAUCGGCUUUGGUUCAAUCGUCCCGCAGUCUGCUCUCACACACUCAGCAGUUGCCGUGGAAUUUUGGAUUGCAGUUCUUAUGGGUGCUGGAGCCGGAGGUCUGCUUUUCUCCAGGGUCAGCACUGCCAGCAGUCGAGUUGCUUUCUCCGACGUUGCCUUGGUAACCAACAUCCGCGGCUGCCCGACGGUCACUAUGCGGAUCGUCAACGAGCGGCCGUUUAGUUCAUUGUUCGACGUGACGUGCCGGGUCAGUGCCCUCGUUAAGGACCCAAAAGCUGGCAUGCGGAUCCUGGCUCCUUGUGAGCUGGAGCGCAGCACAAACAUGAUGUUCCGUGCG